Molecule: messenger RNA, 903 nt
Organism: Tachysurus fulvidraco (yellow catfish)
Lineage: Eukaryota; Metazoa; Chordata; Actinopteri; Siluriformes; Bagridae
Gene: tmem176
Product: transmembrane protein 176
Exons: 7
Coding region: 314-883 (189 amino acids)
Cellular component (GO): membrane
Source: RefSeq, a predicted model, not a curated record
UGUCUAAGCGAUGCUGGAGCUGUGACACUACAGCGGCUGCGUCCCAAAUUGCGCAAAUAACGCACUGAAAAGUACAAUAGAAGUUAGUAUACUAGCAAAGUUAGUGACUUGGACAGUUAGCUUCGGACAUGAUCUUCUUGAAAAGUUAAGCCGAUUUUAUCUGAAAUGGGUCAGUUUGAGUGCUACAAAAGACUUGAAGUAAUAGUCAAACCCAAUAGUCAAUAAACUUUUUUAUUACAUUUUUGUGCUGCCUUUUUUAAUCCUCAGUGUCAUUUAUUUGUUUCUUCAAAUAAAUUUAAGGCACUGAACGAGAAUGGCACUGACGGUGUCAAGUGACUUGUCUGUGUCUGUAACUACAGACCAGAAUGUUAAUAAAUUAACAGACAUACAGGAGGUACUUAGAAAGAGAAUACAGAAAGGAGAACCUAAAUCAAUGGGGAUUUCUCAGGUCAUGCUUGGAUUUAUGAUCAUCUCUUACUCUGUGCCACUGCUCUCUUCCGAAUUCACAGAGGUUGUCACGUUUGGUGUGCCAUGGUGGAGUGGCAUAUCCUUUGUCAUUGCAGGUACUGUUGCUCUUAUAAUGGAAAAACAUAGCAGUGUUUCUUUGGUCUUUAUAUGCUUGGUGUUGACACUGUUCGCUGCAGUCAUCUCAGUCAUUGCAAUAAUCAUCUACAUGGUUGAUAUUGUGAAGCACCCGCAGACUACUUGCCAGAGGAACACAGUGCCUAAAUGUGGUGUAGAAUAUCAUCUCACGAGACUCAGUGUAGAAAUAAAGUCAAUUCUAAUGUCCCUCAGCAUGGUUCAAACUGGCAUCGCUUCUGCUUUUGGAUUCAUUCUGUACAGAGAAAGGCAAAAUUUUAACAACUACAUGUUUGUGAAUUAAGGAUGUCCUGUAUUUGGAAA